Molecule: messenger RNA, 4518 nt
Organism: Ostrinia furnacalis (Asian corn borer)
Lineage: Eukaryota; Metazoa; Arthropoda; Insecta; Lepidoptera; Crambidae
Gene: Hr38
Product: Hormone receptor-like in 38
Exons: 4
Coding region: 259-2088 (609 amino acids)
Biological process (GO): regulation of transcription by RNA polymerase II; cellular response to corticotropin-releasing hormone stimulus
Cellular component (GO): transcription regulator complex; nucleus
Molecular function (GO): zinc ion binding; nuclear receptor activity; nuclear glucocorticoid receptor binding
Source: RefSeq, a predicted model, not a curated record
AGUGCGCGUGCAGUGAGUGGAAUGUGCUCGGCCGCAUGAGGAUCCUGCUGAGCGAGCUGGGACUUUCGGGCGCGUGCCUCGGUCUGAACCUGGAGCCUCUCGACUCCUCGCUGGACCCCGCCAAGCCUGCGCCAGGUCAGCGCCCGCACGACGAUACGCGCUCCGUCACUUCUGUGUUUAUUUUCGCUUUCGUUGUGUAGAACCUCUGGGUGUUGUAGACUCUGUGUGGAACUCUCGUGACGAUGGCCAUCGGCUAGAAUGCGAGGUGCGUUGCUGACGCCCUCCAGCCAACACUGCGGCCUUAGACAUUUUCAAAAUACACGGCCGAGCGCCAUAGAGCCGCGCUCGCCAAGCGCUUAUACGUCCAACGCCUCCAGCAUGCUACUGCUGCAGACACACAGCAACUACGGUUCGUCCUUCACUGAUCUACUGUCGUCGCAAUACCAAGACGACUCGUCAGAAAUCUUGGAAGAAAAUCUCGAUCCAUUCCCAGACGUAGAAUUUCACGCUCCCGUUCCGCCUGAAGUAAAGUCGCAACGCACGACUCCUGUCAGUGAUCCCUCAUCACCUACCCUCGGCCCUGCGCUGCCCAGUUUCGAAGAAACUUACUCAGUUCGUUAUCCUAAGCAAGAAGUUACUGAAUUUGGAAUAAAAAUGGACGAAGAUUGCUACAACGUUAGCGCUUACUCUCAUCAAGGCCACACUUCAACUCAACUGUUAUACCCGUAUCAUCAACCGACAAUACCCUAUGUACCGUCGCCUUACUACGCGCCCGCCCAGCCCUGCAGUCCUACGUUUGAUACCGGAGGAGUGACGCAUAAUCAGGAUUCGUACUCACUGCCUCCCUUCCCUAGUUCCGUCGAUUUGCAUAUAACUACCGAUCAAAGUUCACGGCAAAGGCGAGCUUCUUUACCAGUGCAACGAUCUGAGUCUAGUAGUUCUAAUGAAAGUCCCAAGCUGCAUGGAGGCCGAGUGCAUUGCAUGCAGGCGUCAGCGCCGAGUUCGGCCUCAAGCUCGCCCGGGGGAGCGCCCGCCGACGUCGGAGGCCCCCGCGCUGCUCCUUCCUCGCCGAGCCAGCUGUGCGCUGUCUGCGGUGACACUGCUGCUUGCCAACACUACGGUGUUCGAACCUGUGAGGGUUGCAAGGGAUUCUUCAAGAGAACCGUGCAGAAAGGAUCGAAGUAUGUAUGUUUAGCCGAAAAAUCUUGCCCUGUCGACAAAAGAAGACGAAACAGAUGCCAAUUCUGCCGAUUCCAGAAAUGUUUGGUGGUCGGAAUGGUCAAAGAAGUGGUCAGAACUGACUCAUUGAAAGGAAGACGAGGCAGAUUACCAUCUAAACCGAAAUGCCCUCAGGAGUCCCCGCCGAGUCCGCCGAUUUCUUUAAUCACGGCUCUAGUAAGAGCGCAUGUGGACACAUCGCCCGAUUUUGCUAAUUUGGACUAUUCGCAAUAUAGGGAACCGAACCCAAUGGAACCACCGAUGUCGGACUUGGAAGUAAUUCAGCAAUUCUACUCGUUGCUAACGACAUCUAUUGAUAUGAUCAAAGUAUUCGCAGAAAAAGUUCCCGGUUAUGGAGAACUGUGCCCCGAGGACCGUGAACAAUUGUUUGCAUCUGCCAGGCUCGAAUUAUUUGUCCUUCGGCUGGCGUACCGCACGCGGCCCGAGGAUACCAAGCUCACCUUCUGCAACGGCGUGGUGCUUGACAAGAGACAGUGCCAACGCUCUUUUGGAGACUGGCUUCACGCUGUACUCGACUUCAGCAACACACUGCAUUCAAUGGACAUUGAUAUCUCUACAUUCGCUUGUCUCUGCGCUCUGACUUUGAUAACAGAACGGCACGGUUUGAAAGAGCCGCACCGGGUGGAGCAGCUGCAGAUGAAGAUCAUCGGCUGCCUGCGCGCGCACAUGCCGAGCGGCGGCGCCAGCGCGGGCGGCGCGCCGCACUUCAGCCGCGUGCUGGGCGCGCUGCCGGAGCUGCGCUCGCUGUCCGUGCAGGGCCUGCAGCGCAUCUUCUACCUCAAGCUCGAGGACCUCGUGCCCGCCCCGCCCCUCAUCGAAAACAUGUUCCGCGCCAGCCUCCCCUUCUAGGCCACCCAUCUCCCGAGGACCACUCCCGCCUUCGUAUGCAUUCUCCUUCGAUGUUUAGAACCGAAUCCGUUACUUAUAAGUGUUUAGAAUAUUCAAUAUUUUUCUAUAGACUAGUUGGACUUUCUAAAAGAUACGAUCUCCCACGGAAUCGGUGUUAAGUAGGUAUGGUUUAAUAAUUUAAGCAAAGAAGACAAUCUUAUUGCGUAAGCCCUAUAAUAAACUUAAUUUAUUAUAAACAUAGGUAUUCGUCGAAUUUUGGGUGUGAUUUCGUUUAAUCUUAUAAUGUUGUGUAUUUAGUCUGCAUUUGAGUUACCGCUCGUGAUCAAUGGCAUCUUGUCGUACAAAUAUUCCUAUGUUAUUUACUUGUGUAUUAUUUAAUUAAGGGAAAUCUAGUCACAAGACUUAGAAAUGUUAAAUGUGGCUCGUAGACUCCGAGCUUUUAUAUGUAGUAUAAGGCAAGAUUAAGGCAUUUGAUGUCCUUUCAUAGGUACCUAGAUAUCGGCGCCAUACCGCAGUAGCGCGCUAUUCUAAGUACUUACGAGUGUCCAAACAGUUAAUGUUGGAAGUUACCUUUAGGUUUAAAUUAUUUUAUAAAUAAUUUUAGACGCUAGGACGUUAACGUAAUUUGUUACAAUAAGGCAAGAGAAAAAGUUCAGCAUGACUAAUAUGACUACUAAACCCAACGUGUCUUAAAGAGUACCUUUCUACUUAGAUAGAUUAAUGUAGAUGCAUACUUAUCACUAUUCGCAAACAUAUUAUAUAUGUAUUGUGAUUGAUAUAAAAAAACAUAUCACUGUUCUUUUUAUUUAUUUAUUUUAUUUUUGUCUUCUUCUACUCAUAGAUUGACUCAUAGAUGAACAAUCAAUAAAAUUUAAUAAAUUGGAGUGGAUUGUUUAAAUUAAAUACAUUAUGUAAUUGGAUAAGUAAAAUUACUUUUUGUACCAAGAAAAAAAAAGUGAUUCGUAUUUAAUCAUUGAGAUAUAGAUUGUGAUUAAAUGACUUAGACUUCUUACGCUGGACCAAUGAAAACUAGCGUUAAAAAGUGUAGAUUUAUUAAAAUAAUGACUAAAACCCUCAAAAGCCUGCUUCAGCAGACGUAAUUAAAAAUCUACAUUGUUACAGACUUAGGAAUAACAUUUAACUGUUUGAGAUAUGUGAAACAUUAAGUAGUAGUAAUUACAAGUGGUCGCUUAAUCCGGUCUGCAUAUUUUAGACUACAAAAUCAUUGAAGCCGUCCAUUAACCUUUCAGAAACUAAACAAGACAAGUAGUUAGGUGUGCCCCAGCCUCAGUAAGUAACUAUAUCAUGUUUUCAAAUACCAUCACUACAUUCUAUUUUCAUAGAAUAAAAUUUAACAUGCCUUAUCCAAGCAAAGUUAAUUUAUGUUACACUUGCCUCUUAAAAAGUCGUAAAGCUGACACAAAAAACAAGAUAUUUGUAAAAUAUUUGAAUUUUACCACAAAUAUUUUCUCAUUGCAACGUGAUAACGUCUAGAAUUAUAUAUUGUAUUGUAUUAAUCAAUAAAGAUUAUAUCUUAAUAUAUCUUAUUAGACGCGAAUAUUGGUAUUUAAGUAAUUUUGUACGAAAUUGGUAAUAUUUUGAUAAUACUAUUAUAAAAUGCUGGACUUUUUACUCGAAAGCCAGAAAUCCUUUAUGUUAGAUAAUUUUAUAGAUUUAUAAGUGAUAAUCAAGAAAUUAUUAUCUGUCGUUAAAUAAGGCGGCAAACUUUCAAAUAAGUACCUAAUGUACUUAAUUUACCUAUUACUUUUUGGUUGUGCUUUAUUAGAUGCUGUAUCCCAGUAACAAUUUUGAACCAGUCAUUUUCACUACAUACUAUAUUAAAUUUUAAAAACUCUGUCUAAUAAAUUCGAUGGUUACUCAGUUAAAAUAUAAGUAAUGUAUUUUUUACCAUUUAACACUGAUGUAAAUGAAACUUCAUUAAGUGUACCCUAUCUACCCUUAAGCAAUAAGAUAAAUAAACUUCUCUUCAAGUUUCGAGAGUGAAUAUUAGUAUAGUAGAUACCUACUUAUAAUUUAGUACAAAGAAACAUUUCAUAGUUAACAAUUAUUUAACGAUACAUACUUUUAUUCACUGGUGAGUAGGUAUCUACGUUAAAAAUAGUUUUGACAACUUGAAUUAUAAAACAAACUGUACCUAUUUUUUUUUAGAUUAUUGUGACACAACCUUUGUUAACUUGAAGAGAAUUGUAAAGCAUUAAAUUUACUGUUGUGAUAAGUACCUACUGUCUUAAAUUACUAAUAAUAUAUUCUUGUUAAACACCAUGAUAAAUGAUGUUACCUUCCGGGACUAUUAAUAAACUGCAUUUCUUUUAUCGAAUAGAUCGAUAUGCUUUUGUUAUAAUGUUACACUUUUUUCUUUGUAAAUAUUUCGUCAAAAUAUACUGUCGCAAAUGCGUCAAUUGAAUUUUA